UCGAUCCCAUCGCCAUGGUUCGCUUUCGCGGACUCACGGCGCUCGCCUGUCUGACGCAGCUGGUCACCGUUCACGGUGCCGAUUGCUUGAGCACAGUGGAUGUGAUCCCCGCAAAUCAGCGCGUGGAUAUAACUCUCAAUGGACAAAGCAUUCCAAUUGGCUUUUCAGGACCUGACUGGGAUUCCGCAAGGCUCUACAGCAAAAUCGCUGAGAUCAUCACCAAGGAGAUUUUGGGCUUCAACACACAGAUGGGUCCCCAUGGAGAUGAGUCAGGAACAAGCUACAUGCUGGCAGCACAAGGCUCGUCAAUCCAUUUUCUCAGUGAGAUUUGGUCUUCAUUCAGUGAGGACAUCGUGGUCUUUGACGCGAACAAUCCUGACAAAGCUCUACCCUCGCUGAAGAAUUUGGACUAUUCCGGCAGGGAUGGGAUGUUCAUUUUCCCCAAGUCCUUCCAGCCAUACUACGAUACCUAUGGCAAAUCCUUAGAAUUCUAUCAGUACUUCAACGUCAGCGUCUUGCGUCGGAACUCAGACUUCUCGAAGAUUGCAGACUUUGACCUCACCAUGCUGUCAGCUUGUGAUUCAGGAGGAGGUGCUGAGAUCGAAAAGACCUACUACCUGCAAACCACCGGGGACAACGAUGCUAUCGUCAAUGGGGCUUGGGUUUGUCACCAACAGAAGUGGUGGUUGUCCCCAGGCUGUAGAUCAGAUCCAACUACCUGCGUUCCACUGCUGACCCACUUGUUCUGGGGUUGGAGUGAGAUGCGACAGAAAGCAGCCUAUUUCAACAUGCCCGUUGCAAUGGCCAGCACAACCUCCAAUGAGAUCUACAAACAGUGGCCCAAGGACAACAAGAUGCUCGCAUACUGGUGGAUGCCGGAUGACCGCUUCACAUCCGAUGGAGCCAUUCAGAUGUUCUUCCCUGACCACAACCCGGGCCUUUGGGAGGUAGGGAACAAAGUCACUAUGGCCGUGGCAGAGCCCCUGUAUUCCUACUAUAAGCCAGGCAUUGACUCUGCGGCACCAAAAGUCUACCAGCUGAUGAGCAGUAUGACGCUCUUUGAUGAUGACAUGAUCCGUUUGUUGAACGAUGUCGUGGCAGCGCGAAGUCAAGGAAUCACGGAUUACGUGGAGCACGUGGCUUGCAACUGGGUUCAGAACAACGGGCCCCGCUGGCGCGCAUGGAUUCCCAUCGCCACCGAAUGUACACGAAGCCUUGGCUUCGGAUUGGUGACCGAUGAUGGAACCUUUGUGCAGGACCGAUCGUUGGCAACUGGCUGUUCCCUUUGCACGCCGGGAAGAUUUGCCUCGACCUACUCCGACAAUGUUGGACAGUCCGCAGUUUGCAUCGAGUGUCCAAAUGGAACGGCUCAAGAUCGCGGUGGCCAGACCGAAUGCGUGGAGUGCGCUGCGGGGACCUAUCGAGUACCAUCAGGUAUUCGGUGCAGCCCCUGCAAGAAGGGCACAUACCAACCGCAAGGGGCACAGGAUAGCUGUCUCUCCUGCAGUUCGCCCAUGACCACGGUGACGGUGGGAAGCGACACGCAGGACAUGUGCAUUUGCCCUGCGAAGACCUACCGACCUUGCUACGAUGUGGACAAUAACGGAUCACUUCGAUCAGAGUGCCAAUGUGACACAGGUUUCUACACACAAGGUGGAAGAUGUGUUGGAUGCCCAGACGGGAUGGUCUGCGAGGAAGGUUCUGAUGAGCAGUUCUUUCCUUGUGCGGAGGUGGACAUUGUGAAUUCCACGGUGAAUCCUUACCCCAAGCCGGAUGAAGGAUACUUUGUCCUCUUGCAACAACCCACCUAUGUCUUCAAAUGCAUCGACUUAUUGUCGUGUCCUGGGGGUCAAGCAGAGAAUUGCGGGGCGGGCUUGCGUGGCAUUGCUUGCGGAGCAUGUGACGCUGGCUAUUACAAGCAAGCAGGCUCAUGCAAUCAGUGUGGCGAAUUUGAGCAGAGCCCACUGUUUUUGAUCAUCCCCGCGUUGAUCUCGCCGGCCUUCGUCUUUGUUCUCUACAAGGUGUCCUUGGCGGACGUUCACCUCUGGGGGAGAACUGGUCAAGGUUUUGGUGGCAUUGGCUAUUUGCUGCUGGUCUAUGUGCAGACCGUUUCGGUGAUCAUUUCAGUGUUCCCCACUCUGCCUUCAACGCUGGUUGGUGGCAUCGGAUGGACGUCGACCUCAGCAGAGAUCACCAGCCUCUUCCGUUUGGAGUGUGCAGGCCCAUCAGACUUUGUGGGGAGCUUCAUCCUGAACCUGGUGCUGCCAGAGAUCGCUGGAAUCAUCUUCUUUGUUACGUGGUUGGGUGCCAUGUUGAUCAGCAGGUUCGUCCCUAAGCUCCGCAUGGACGGCGACGUGGUGCUGGGCUGCUUCGGAGGGAUCUUGAAGACCUUCUUCGUGACGGUGGCCUCCAAGUGCUUCUCGCUCUUCCAGUGCUACAACCAUCCCAAUAAGCGGUUGUCCAUGCGCGCCAGUCCAGAGGUCUUGCAGGGUUCCGAGGAAUGGUCCAGCAUGGUGAUCUUCGCGGCCAUGGCCAUCUUGGUGAACUGCGUUCUGCUUCUGGUGGUGAUCUCCUGGGCCAUGUGGGUGGCACCGCAGCGCUUCCAUCUGAAGAGCUUCCGCAUGCGCUGGAAGUUCAUGAUCCAAAAGAUGCGACCGAGCGUAUAUUGGUGGAUGAUGACCAUCUUCUUCAAGGGCUUGUGGAUUUCGCUCACCGGUGUCCUCUUCACCAAUGCGAUGCAGCAAUCUCUGUGGGUCUGUUUUGGUCUGCUGUUCUACACGACCAUUAGCUACGUGUUCCUGCCAUGGCGCAGUGUCUUUGUGACCAUCUUGGACAUCGGCACCCACGUAUCGACCCUGCUUCUUUGUCUUCUCUUGCCCUUCUUGAUUGAUUUUGAGGAGGAGGAGCAGCAAACCGCGGUGGGAAUCUUCGUUGCCUUGGCUGUGUGCGGAUUCCUGAGUGUGGUGGGUGCUAUCACCUGGGCAUGCAUCAAGGGCUUCUCCCCUUGGUGGAAGAGACGGAGGGAGCGGAACAUCGAGUACUACGCGCAGCGCAUGGCAGACGUUUUCAGCUCCGCGACCGAGCCGCGAUUGCUGGCGGAGAUGAUGACGGAAAUCCCAGCACUGGAUAUCCUGGAGAUCAAAUAUGUGGCGAACAUGAUGUCUGCCGAAAUCUUGGGCAAACACGUGAUUGGGCGAUUGAAUUGGGGUGAGCCGGCGUUGACAAAGCCAGUGGAGGAUAAAUUCGUUGAUGGGGUUGCAAGGUCUCAAGUGAUCUGGACGUAGGUGUCACUACCCAUGGCCACCAUAGGUGGCUGACUGGGGACUGUGCCGUGAAAAACUGUCCGCUUCGGACUGAGUGGUUCGAUCCAACUCAGGGU
Cladocopium goreaui is the source of this 3379-nucleotide messenger RNA. The record is from the annotation of a GenBank genome assembly. NCBI's taxonomy places the organism in Eukaryota, Dinophyceae, Suessiales, Symbiodiniaceae.